AUGGCAAUUGAAGAUGACCCGGGCACUAUCCGAUUGGAAGCGGUGAUGUGGUUGAGUGCUGGGGAUCAUAUUCUGUGGAUGGGAAGCCCUGUAUGUAAUCGACAUGAGACUGCUGUUGCUAGAGUUAGCCAAGUUCCCACACCAAUGCCAUCGUGGUUUGAAGAUAGUAAUGUCCAGACUACGCGAUACUUGACCCUAGAUGGAGUGUAA
This is a messenger RNA of Talaromyces stipitatus ATCC 10500, 210 nucleotides long. RefSeq lists its product as uncharacterized. The record is from RefSeq and is a predicted model, not a curated record. NCBI's taxonomy places the organism in Eukaryota, Fungi, Ascomycota, Eurotiomycetes, Eurotiales, Trichocomaceae. Bases 1 to 210 code for a protein of 69 amino acids. The transcript is spliced from 2 exons.